GCGGUGGAAGGCCUUUUUAAGCAUGCAGUUGAAAUAAGAAAAUUUGACUUUGGAUCAGUAUUGCUGUGUUGAGUUAUUCACGAAGUGGCAAUUAGCCGUGAGAGGAUCUCAUUUUAUCUAAUUAUCAAAGGAGACUACAGGUUACACAAGGGCUGAUAUGACCCGACUGCUGUUCGCCUGUUCGUUGCUUUGCUUGGCCAUCGUCGCAUGCGCACAGCAGGCAGAACGGACGACCGGAAGUGACGUCACAGACGAGGAGCCUCACCCUUAUACUAUUUCAUUCUUCCUGUUCCCACAUCAUGAGACUGUUGAACUGUCAGGCGGGAAAGGGAAGGUCACGAAUGUCACUCAACAUGAUAAAUCAAAUGAUCUGACUAAAGCAAAAGGAAAGAAUCCGUCGGGUGAUCUCGCUCUGGAUGAUGACCCGGAUAUAUCUUACCAGCACGGUAGCGUGAAACACCCCGCCCAUGAAAUGUACCCCAUGUGCCAUCACUGUCCAAUGAAUUCAACAUACGACGAAUGUACACAUAAACGCACACUCAAGAAAUGUAAUGAUGGUCUUUCUAAUAUCUGCUUUACAAAGAGUACAAAGAGGAACGAUGUAGUUCACUAUCAUAUGGGCUGUGCUAACCACAAGCAAUGUCAGAGGGCUCGUGCUAAACCAUGCAAAGUUCACGAGAAACGCUGUUUUACUUGCUGCCAAUGGAGCGGAUGUAAUUCAAUGUCUCACCAUGGAGACUCAACUGCUCUUUCAUUCUGGAAUACAGGUCACGUGACUUCUGUCGACUGGGUUACUCUGGGCGUCAGCUUGGUGACCUUUGGUAUAAUUUAUUUCAUUUAAAGAGAAAAACCUUCAAAAGUAACAUGUACAUAGAGUUUGGCCGACUCAGUCUAACAACACAAAUGGACUUUGUUUGUAUUCUUGAGAUUCGAAGGACUUCUUUUGACCAUAUUAUCCCUUAGGCAGCGAGAAUGUCUUUUAACUUUCCAUGCUGACUGAAAGGAACCUAAUAAUAUGUUUAAAAAGCUGCUGUAAUAUACCUUUUUGACGGUAGAUAAUGUUGGAGUGGACAUAUCUUAGGGAACAAAGCCCGUUGCAGUUUGUUGGAGUAAUUUUUCCAUAUGACUUUGAAGUAUUUAUCGUUUUCUCGGAGCCUGCGAACACCGAAAUUUACACAGAUUUUGUCACAGAAAGAUUCCUUUUGCAAUUUCUGAGACUCCAGUAAAUUAGGCGGAUGAUAAAGCGAACCUCAAAAGUGUCUUUUCUCGUCGAUAAUUAUUUGAUGUUGAUUGAGUCUAGGCUCAGAAUGUGUUAACAGCUCUGUGAGGACCUUUAGAUUAUUCGGGUUUGUGAAAAAUUUCGUAGGCAAAGUAUCAACGGGCUUCAGCUCUUUACUGGAAAACCUCACUCAGUUAUACCCAUACAAUAAACAGACCUGGAGUUGUUUGGUGUAUGAAUAUAAUUAUAGUGGCAUUAAAGCACAUGUCUUUCUGUUCAGUUCCUGAAUAAGAGAGUCUCAGAGGCUGAAAUAAUAAAUUGAGUAACAACUAA
Molecule: messenger RNA, 1552 nt
Organism: Pocillopora verrucosa
Lineage: Eukaryota; Metazoa; Cnidaria; Anthozoa; Scleractinia; Pocilloporidae
Source: RefSeq, a predicted model, not a curated record